Molecule: messenger RNA, 921 nt
Organism: Cotesia glomerata
Lineage: Eukaryota; Metazoa; Arthropoda; Insecta; Hymenoptera; Braconidae
Gene: HLH54F
Product: musculin
Exons: 2
Coding region: 385-897 (170 amino acids)
Biological process (GO): developmental process; regulation of transcription by RNA polymerase II
Molecular function (GO): RNA polymerase II transcription regulatory region sequence-specific DNA binding; protein dimerization activity; DNA-binding transcription factor activity, RNA polymerase II-specific
Source: RefSeq, a predicted model, not a curated record
CAGGUGUGCGCAUAUGUUUAAGAGCACAUACGAUUUACGAUUGGCUCAAGACUUAUUGAGAAAACAUCUCAUAGUUUCUGUUAGUGGAACAUUUAAAGAUUUAGUCCCGCCUCAAAAACCCGCCCUGUCACUAAUUUUCCGCCUUUUAAAAUUAUUUUUUUUCUCCUCUUUAGCUUUUUUUUUUCUCAUUCAUAGUCAUCAUCAUCUCGUGCUCUCAUUUCUCGAACCACUCCAGCAUCCACUUAACGCCUCGAGCAAUUAGUUACGCUUGUCUAGUGAACCCUGUCAGUCUUACCCCUUUUACGUGUCGAGUUUUAAUUGUUUGAAAAAUAGUUUAGAAAUUUUUUUUAUUAGAAAAUUAUUUUCUAUAUUGUAAAAGUGAUAAUGCCGCGGAAAAGAAGAAUAUCUACGUCUUAUUUAGACGAAGAAGAUUAUUCAAUGGAUGAAAAGUACAGCAAAGACGACAUUGAAGUUCGGGCACCAAGAAAUGCCGCAAAUGCACGGGAAAGAGCGAGGAUGAGGGUUUUAAGCAAAGCUUUUUGUCGACUUAAAACUACUCUUCCUUGGGUCCCUGCCGAUACUAAGCUCAGUAAAUUGGACACACUUAGAUUGGCCGCUACUUAUAUUGCUCAUCUCAGGGCGGUUUUAAGGGAAGACACUGAUAGUCAAUUAGAUUCGUCAAAACCUUUGUCUCUUACUUUGUCAUGGCCGUUUGCCUAUCAAAACAAUACAUCAUCCUCAGCCCUGGUAAACACAAGUUGUCCCGUAUCAUCGACAUCCGAAUCAUCGCAUUAUAAUCAAUAUUGUCUUCGUCAACACCACGAAUCAAAUGAAGUACAGCGUUACCAAAAUUUAUCCAACCGAUAUAAUCACGAGUCACACCAAAUAUACUAUUAAUUACAAUUAUUAUUUUAUUUUCGG